AUGCAUCUUUUCACUGUUUUGGUGCUGUCCAUGGCAGCUUUUGGCAUUGCAAGACCUAGUCCGGAUGUCUACAGAGAACCGACGCCAUUCGCUACGUUAUACAUUGGCCAGGGACACUGUGAGGAUGGAGGCGACCGCAGGCUGAUACCCUUUGGCGAAAGUGACUCUGAGUGUAUAGCUCUCAGCGUCAAAGCUGGUAGCGGCAUUGCCGAUUCCCUCUCUACCAGCGUGAACAUGGCCUGCAUAACCUACAACGACGCGGAUUGCAAGGAGAAGGCCGACACUCUCAUCAUGAAGCCGACGUCUUGCUGGAACUUCUCAGACUCCGUCAGGGCGUUCAAGUGCUUCGUCUAA
Molecule: messenger RNA, 354 nt
Organism: Nannizzia gypsea CBS 118893
Lineage: Eukaryota; Fungi; Ascomycota; Eurotiomycetes; Onygenales; Arthrodermataceae
Exons: 4
Coding region: 1-354 (117 amino acids)
Source: RefSeq, a predicted model, not a curated record